AUGUCCUACGACGCAGCCCUGCCACAGAUAUCCUCGUCGUCCACCACCCGCUUCGUGCCCCCCCGCAUCCCGCCCACCGACCACCGCCAACAGUCCUGGGACCCGGCAGAGUCCAGCCAGAGCUGGGGCGGAUACGACUGGUGCGACCCCCAGCAACCGCAUCUCGAGCCCCAGCUCAGCAACCUCCCCGCAUUCAACCCCCCGCCGCCACCUGUCUCUUCUGCCCAGACUUACCAGUACCCCGGUAUGCUCCAGCCUACGGCGACGAUGGCCAAUACAGCGUUUCAAGACACAGGCUCGUUCUACGGCACACCAUAUCCAAUCCAAAAUGUUGACCGCCACCAACCCAUCCCCUCUCUCGUCGACUCGCGUUCAUCCUCUGGCUCGUCGGUGUCUCUCCCCAACAUGCCCCGAUACCCCCAAGCCAUCAUAACCUACCCCCACGCUCCUCCCGAUGGUACCUCUCUCAUCAGCCCCUCUCCCAUCCCGCUGUUGAACCUAAACGCCACCCUUCCGUAUUUGAUACACAAAACACCUCCCGUCAUCCCGUCACCGCUGCCGCCAGCGCCAGUGUUGUUCGAUACGGUACCCCACUUGCAGAGACCGGUGCCCCCGAGGGAUGGGCAGGACGGGUAUGCCGUAGGGAUGCCCGAGGGGACGUUUUCGGUGGGGGGCGGUGGCGAGGGGAUGUGGCGGGGGAUGAUGCCAGAGUCGGGGAUGGGGAUGGUAUCGCCUGUGGAGGAUCGUCGUUUCAGCGCGGGCUCGCAGGCUCAAGUGCCGACGCCUUCCUCAGAUCCCAUUCAACACUUUGGAGGUAUCUACUUUACCGACCCUUUCCCACCAUCCUCUGCCCCUGCUCCAGCCCCUCUUUUCUCCUCGGCCCCAGGCCCUGCCCCUGCCCCUGCACCGUCAACGCAGAUAGUCUCAAACCCAAGCCCCAUUUCACCCUCAUCUUUCCUUCCCCCGCCUCCCAAGCACAGCUACAGACCCCGAGACUACACCCCUCCUACCCCGCCUCCUGGUAAACUCUCAACCCCCCGUCCUCGGCCUCUUCCAACGCCCUUCAGGACAUUCAAAUCGUAUCAAGAGAUGCUGCAUGACAGGAUCGACGAGUAUGGCGCUCGGGCGAUGAGUAUGCCUCUGACCCACCGUUUGAUGCUGGAGACGGAGAGGAAGAAACGCCUGGGACUGGUAGUGGCUGUCGGAGGGGGUAUGCGUGAGGACGAGGGAGCAAGGUUGUUAAGGACGUGUUUGGAGAAGGAAGAAGCGUGGGAUAAGAACGAGGAGGAGAGGCUGUUGAGGAAGGAAGGGCUGCUGUCGCCCUUUCACGUGGCUGAGGAAGAUGAGGAUGAGGAUGAGGUGAUGCCGCUCCUGACCACAGAAGCUAUGUCGAGUCCGCGGGAAGACGACGACUUGGAUGACAGUUUCAACGGACGGCCUUCUGGCGGGGGUCGACGGGCGAGGAGGGCGAAGAGAGUCAAAAAGGCGGUCAAUGCGGCUGCUAGAAGAGUCAAAAAGUUUCUUUGUACUGAAUGUAAUGAGGGGUUCACUCGGAAAAAUGACAUGGACCUCAAGAGCUCCCCUGGGCUUGCCCCUCAUGCUCCCGCCGAUUCGUGGGUCUAUCCCACCCUCUUGCCUUUCCGCUUCUACAGACAAGAGCAGAGCUGA
Messenger RNA from Cryptococcus amylolentus CBS 6039, 1668 nucleotides. RefSeq lists its product as hypothetical. Gene Ontology annotation, biological process: actin filament polymerization. The transcript is spliced from 3 exons. Bases 1 to 1668 code for a protein of 555 amino acids. The record is from RefSeq and is a predicted model, not a curated record. Lineage: Eukaryota; Fungi; Basidiomycota; Tremellomycetes; Tremellales; Cryptococcaceae. Gene Ontology annotation, cellular component: actin filament; cytoplasm. Gene Ontology annotation, molecular function: microtubule binding; actin binding.